Molecule: messenger RNA, 2072 nt
Organism: Pimephales promelas (fathead minnow)
Lineage: Eukaryota; Metazoa; Chordata; Actinopteri; Cypriniformes; Leuciscidae
Gene: mpdu1b
Product: mannose-P-dolichol utilization defect 1b
Biological process (GO): oligosaccharide biosynthetic process
Source: RefSeq, a predicted model, not a curated record
CACGUGAUCAUUUGACGUUUGCAUCAUGGCGGCAUCGGAAGCAGUUGCAGAAACAUCAUUCAUGGAUCCUUUUAAAGAUAUUCUGGUUAAUUAUUUAAUGCCAGAAAGAUGUUAUGACGAGUUUUUUUUACAGUUCAAUCUUCUGCACGUGGAUUGUCUGAAGAUUGUAAUCAGCAAAGGCCUAGGCAUUGGGAUCAUCCUUGGUUCUGUAUUAGUAAAGCUGCCUCAGAUUCUAAAGCUGAUUGGUGCUAAAAGUGCUGAGGGACUAAGCUUUAACUCAGUACUACUAGAGCUGUUUGCCAUCACAGGCACCAUGGCCUACAGUAUUGCCAACAGCUUCCCUUUCAGUUCCUGGGGUGAGGCACUUUUUCUCAUGUUUCAAACUGUGACCAUUGGUUUCCUCAUACAGCACUAUGGAGGAAACACUGUCAAAGGUUUGGGGUUUAUGGCAGUCUACUUUGGACUGUUGGCAGUGCUCCUCUCUCCCAUGAUCCCUAUGUCUAUUGUCACUACCAUGCAAGCCUCUAAUAUGCCAGCCAUCAUCUUUGGACGGUUAAUUCAGGCUGGUACCAACUACACUAAUGGCCACACUGGGCAGCUGUCAGCUAUUUCAGUGUUUCUGCUGUUUGCUGGCUCUCUAGCACGCAUAUUCACUACAGUGCAGGAAACAGGAGAUUCCCUCAUGGCUGUUACCUACAUCAUCUCCUCUUGUUGUAAUGGUGUGAUCACAGCUCAGGUUCUCUACUACUGGAACAGCAGGCCUGCCCUCAGGAAGAAGACUGAGUAGAUAUGAACGAAUUCAGUGACCAUUCAAGUCAACUAAGUGCACUGGACAGCCGAUUGGGGAUCAGAUGUAUAAAAAUGACGGUUCUUGUAAAAUUGAACACUGUCCCUUGAUCAGUUGUUAAGUGCAUUUAUUGUUAACAUAUCAGCGCUUAUCUCCAGGCAGGUAUGAAUACUGUAUAAAUUCACACAUUCAUGGAUUCCAGGUCCCUUAAUUGGACAAAAAAAAGCCAGUAUGGUUUGGGGUCCUUCUAUAAUUCUAGAUCUUUUCCUCUGCCCUUUUUAUGGUAGUGGGUACUUUAAUUAGGCAAUUUUUGGACCAUUUUCUUAGCUCAGAGAAGGGAGUCCAUGGUAUUCUUGCAUCCAAUCAUAAAUGUACAAACAUACUGUAUGUACUACAUCCUCAUGUAUAAUUACUGCCAUCCUGUCUUAGAGUAUUGUCUUGUUACUCUCUUUAACCGGGCUCACUGCGUAUUCACUGAAACCCAAGUAGCCAUUUUGAAUUCAACAACAAAUCUGUGAAAAAAUGUCUGCCAAGGUUUUUGUCAUCAUGAAUUCCAGAAUUGUAAAAAUGACCAAAUUGUACCAAAUAAAUACGUAAAAUGCAUACUUUUAAAAAAUGCACAUAUGACAAUAUGCAUCAUCAUAUGCUAAAACCAGCCCUAAAAAACUUCAUAGAGCAUUUUUUUUUGUUCUGUGUGUAUACAAAUCCCAUCACAUGGACGCUAUUUUAAGUCUUCCAGAACCUAGAAAUGCUCAUGUUAUUUUACACCCCACAAUAUGUUUUGGUGUUUGACAAAAUAAAGGGGUUUUUUUUUUAGCUAAUACAUGGAAACUAGUAAAUCAAUUGCUGUUGUAUUUCUUGCAAUGGCCAUGCAAUAAUACAUGUAGCUAGCCGUGUUGUCGAAUGUCGUCAUGAUAUAAAUGGGACUGGGUACAAUAAGAAAUUUCUACAAAGCACUUUUUUUUGUUCCAGAUGGUAGUAUUCACCCAUCAAAUGCAAGUUGUUUUAAUCUGUCUACAGGUAAAAGGAAAAUUUUAUUUGAAUGAUCGACAUUGAAUAUUUGCACAUGUAAUUAAUUUUCCUUUUUUUGCAUGUGAACAUCUAUUGUUCGUUGUUGGUUUAUUUCAGGAAUGACAUUUUACAAAUGGCUGUGAUUACGGUUUUUCCUUAUCUAAAGUGGCAAUGUACUUUUUACCGUUGAGUAAAACAUUUCCAUUAUUUGUAGUGUUUAUUUCUCACUGUUCACAAAGAAUUUAUUUAAUUGUGUAAGGCUUAAAGUCACAAU